AUGAGUGAUGCAAGCAGGAGUGUCCGCGAUCCUGACUCCUCGGAGCAAGCCAGGUCAUCGAACGACAAAGUCCAUCCCUCCGAAUUUCUGGAGUUUAUCACAGUCGCAAACCCAGCCUCGCAUCGCUUACAGCCUCUGAGGGUGCAAGCGAACCAGGACCUCGAUAAACAUGCUUCUGAAAAUCAAAUCCAUAUCACCAGAUCCAAUGACGAUCUCUUUUUCGGUUUGUCGCGGGCCAUCCCAGGUCUGCGCCGAUUGUCAGUCGAGGCCCGAGCAGCCACAAAAGCCGAACAUGCCAUGACUUUCCUUCGAGGAUGUCGGUUAUAUCCCAAGGCAAUGAUGUGGUCCGUUCUUCUGAGUAUGACGAUCGUCAUGGAAGGCUAUGACAAGACCUUGAUCAACAGCUUCUAUGCUUUCCCGGUCUUUCGGCGGUCUUAUGGCACUCCAAUAAACCCCAGCGCUUCGAGGAGCGAACUUGAUUAUCAGAUAUCACCAGCGUGGCAAUCUGGCCUCACUAACGCAGCUCUUGUUGGCGAGAUUUUUGGGUUGAUGUUCAACGGCUUCCUGACUGACAGAUGGGGAUAUCAUAAAACGAUGGUAUUGACUUUGGUCUGGAUGUCUCUGUUCGUUUUUCUUGCCUUCUUCGCGGUCAACAUCAGGAUGUUGCUCGCUGCUCAAAUUCUGUGCGGUCUGCCCUGGGGCGUCUUUCAGACACUAUCGACAACAUACGCUGCGGAAGUCAUGCCGGUCGCUCUCAGGGCGUAUCUAACAAGCAAUGUCAAUCUGUGCUGGCUCAUUGGUCAAAUACUUGGCGUUUCGGUCAUUCGAGGUCUUGUGCACAACACUUCAGAAUGGUCUUAUCGAAUUCCAUUUGGCCUUCAGUGGGCCUUCGCAGUGCCAAUUCUCUGCCUCGUUCUGUACACGCCCGAAAGCCCAUGGUGGUGUGUGAGGCAUGAAAAGAUCAGCGAGGCAAAGAAAGCCUUAUUGCGACUUACUACUAAAGGAGCGGACCCGGACUUCAAUGCCGACGAGACGAUUGCCAUGAUGCAACACACCAACGAAGUCGAGAAGUACCUUAAUGGUGGUGGCGUCUCCUAUCUCGACUGCUUCAAGGGCACCGAUCUUCGACGGACUGAAAUCUGUUGCAUGGUAUGGUGCACGCAAGCACUCUGUGGCAGUUCCAUGACCGGGUACGCUGCUUACUUCUACGAACAAGCAGGCUUUGACACUGCCAACAGCUUCAACCUCGCCGUUGGUAUGUACGCUGGGGCCAUUUGCGCGGGUAUAUUAUCAUGGGUCGGGAUGCGCAAGAUAGGCAGACGAGCAUUAUAUCUCGGAGGACUUGGCCUCUCUCUCGUCAUCCUGAUUGCAACCGGCAUCGUCGGCACACUACCUGAGAAGGACAGCAUCUCUUGGACACUGGGCUCAAUGCUUAUAGUCCUUACAUUCGUCUACGACUUCACAGUCGGACCUGUAUGUUACGUCCUGGUCGCAGAGAUUCCAUCGACUCGGUUGCGCGUCAAGACUGUCGUGCUAGCCCGCGUGGCAUACAAUAUCACAAGCAUAAUCACGAACAUCAUCACGCCACGAAUGCUAAACCCCUCGGCCUGGGACUGGAAAGGCAAAUCGUCCUUCCUCUUUGCGGGCACGACACUGAUCUGCCUCAUCUGGUGCUGGUUUCGACUCCCAGAGCCCUUCGGCUUGACGUACAUGGAGCUGGACAUACUGUUUGAGAAAAGGGCGCAAGCUCGAAAAUUCAAAGAGUUUCAGGUCAACCUCGCGAGCACCGGUUAUUUCAGCCUCACACAGGCAGGCCCCAGGUCCGACAGUGUUUGGAGAGGGUAG
Exophiala xenobiotica is the source of this 1845-nucleotide messenger RNA. RefSeq lists its product as uncharacterized. The transcript has 3 exons. Gene Ontology annotation, molecular function: carbohydrate:proton symporter activity. The record is from RefSeq and is a predicted model, not a curated record. Lineage: Eukaryota; Fungi; Ascomycota; Eurotiomycetes; Chaetothyriales; Herpotrichiellaceae. Gene Ontology annotation, biological process: transmembrane transport; carbohydrate transport. Gene Ontology annotation, cellular component: membrane. The coding region runs from base 1 to 1845 and encodes 614 amino acids.